Molecule: messenger RNA, 2042 nt
Organism: Sinocyclocheilus anshuiensis
Lineage: Eukaryota; Metazoa; Chordata; Actinopteri; Cypriniformes; Cyprinidae
Product: leucine-rich repeat transmembrane neuronal protein 4-like
Exons: 2
Coding region: 441-1991 (516 amino acids)
Cellular component (GO): plasma membrane
Molecular function (GO): protein binding
Source: RefSeq, a predicted model, not a curated record
CUUGGCUUUCUUCAUAGCUGCGCACCUUUGUGAACAUCCGAUGGUGCGCUUUUGCGCAAAUCUCUCCAAACUUUCCAACCAACCAAGUGGAGGAUAUUUUGAUGCGAAGGAUAUAGCUGAUACGCACACGUACUCUCUGGAAAUGUUCUUUUAUGGACCUCUUCGCUAAGUAAACCCUUAAUGUUUGUAUUUUACGCUGGAAAGAGCUCUUAGGAUUGAUUUCUCCGUUGUUCACUGGGACGUGUUGCGCAGCGGCGCAACUGCGGGAUUGAAAUAACGCUGCUGUUGCCGGAGUUUUCCGAAGCUCGCCAACAUCUCGGGCACCGCAGCUUUGGGCAGGUGCUCCUUUCUGAGUGUGUUUGAAGACGGUGCCAUGCGGAAACUGGAAUCACACAUCGAAGGGCUGUAAAACCUGCUGGAAACGUGAUAUUUAUGCAGAGAUGGGAUCCCUGGUGAGAUCCCGUUGGCUGAUGAUCCCCCUGCUCGUGCAGGCCUGGCUCUUGGCUUCCCAAGGCAGAGUCCGAGAGAAACCGUGUCCCCGAAGCUGCCGCUGCGAUGGCAAAAUAGUGUAUUGUGAGUCAAAUGCCUUCCGUGAUGUGCCAAAGAAUGUUUCCGUGGGAUGCCAGGGCCUCUCUCUGCGGUACAACAGCUUGGUGAACCUCAGGGCUGGUCAGUUUGCCAGCCUCAGUCAGUUGGUCUGGCUGUACCUAGACCACAACUACAUCAAUGCAGUAGACAAACAAGCCUUUCAGGGUGUUAGAAGACUAAAGGAGUUGAUCCUCAGCUCCAACAAGAUCACACAUUUGGAAAACAGCACAUUCCAUUCGAUCCCCAACCUACGCAAUCUGGACCUCUCUUACAACAAACUUCAAGUCCUGCAGCCGAAUCAGUUCCAGGGCUUGCGCAAACUGUUGAGUCUCCACAUCAGAUCGAAUUCCCUCAAGACGGUUCCCAUGCGAGUGUUUCAGGAUUGUCGAAACCUAGAGUUCCUUGAUUUGGGUUACAAUCGACUGCGAAGUCUUACCCGUAACGCAUUUGCAGGACUUCUCAAACUGACUGAGUUACACUUGGAGCACAACCAAUUCUCAAAGAUCAAUUUUUCUCAUUUCCCAAGGCUGAACAACCUUCGCGCUUUGUAUCUGCAGUGGAAUCGGAUAAAGUCAAUAACCCAGGGAAUUACAUGGACCUGGACCUCUUUGCAAAAGCUGGAUCUUUCUGGAAAUGACCUGCAGGUGUUGAAUUCAAGCAUCUUCCAGUGUCUCCCUAACUUGCAGACUCUUAAUCUGGACUCCAAUAAGCUAAGCAACGUGUCUCAAGAGGCCAUAUCAGCUUGGAUCUCUCUUACUACCAUCAGUCUUGCAGGUAACAUUUGGGAAUGCCGCCCCAGCUUAUGUCCCCUUGUAGCUUGGCUGAGGAACUUCAAGGGGAACAAGGAGACCACGAUGAUUUGUGCUGGACCAAAGGAGGUUCAGGGUGAGAAAGUCAUUGAGGCUGUUGACACACAUGGAAUCUGUAAGACGACCCCGACCUCUAACCAGCCAAUCUCCUCAACUGUAAGCUCCCCAUCCAAGCCUAAACGUUUUCCCCUGCCCACCAUGUUCAGGGUGAAUGAGAAAAUAACACGCAACAACCCUGUUGUGCCUUCCCCAACGGCUGCAUCCCCACCUGUCCCUGAGCAGGACUUCGAACAUGUUUCGUUCCACAAGAUAAUUGGCGGCAGCGUCGCCCUCUUCCUAUCCGUGGCCAUGAUUUUGCUAGUGAUCUACGUUUCCUGGAAGCGUUAUCCCAGCAGCAUGAAGCAACUGCAGCAGCAUUCCAUGGUGAGAAAACGCCGGAAAAAGGCACGGGAGACAGAGCGCACCCUCAGCUCUCCGCUUCAGGAAUAUUAUGUGGACUACAAACCCACAAACUCUGAAACCAUGGACGUAUUGGUCAAUGGGACAGGACCCUGUACCUACACCAUCUCCGGCUCCCGAGAAUGUGAGGUAUGAUCCGUCGCCCUCCUAAAAUCCAUUACCACUGCGGGGAACAAGAGGUAAAUG